AUGUUUCCAACCAAGCGAACUGAGCAUUCAGAUGAGAGAUGGAACUCUGAGACAGCCCGAAGAGUUAGUACAGGAAGUUUCUCACCCACACUUGAGACAAAAGAUGUAAACCCACCUGAAGUCCAAAGAAUGAUCAUUGAGCACAUUGUAAAAAGUGAGGGAGCUUCGAACUCUAGUGCGUCAUUCAGGCUAAGAGUGUUCUCAGGCAAAGUUCCCAGACCGAUUAGUGAAGUUGAUUAUGAUACCUGGCGGAACAGCCUAGAGUUAAUUCUCCAAGAUCCUUCUCUGUCUGACUUAUAUCGUUCCAGGAAGAUCUUAGACAGCCUGCUCCCGCCAGCGUCGGAGAUUGUCAAGCAGUUAGGUGCAAAAGCCUUACCUGCUGCUUACCUUGAUGUUCUUGAUAGUGCUUUUGACACCGUAGAAGAUGGUGACGACCUCUUUGCUAAGUUUUUGAACACGCUGCAAAAUGCAGGGGAAAAACCUUCCUUGUACUUACAACGAUUGUACACCAACCUUCUCAAAGUGAUGAAAAGAGGCGGUAUUCCUGUCCAUGAAGCUGACCGACAGCUCCUGAAACAAUUCUGUCGAGGCUGUUGGGAUGAGACUCUAAUAACUAACCUUCAGCUUGAACAAAAAAGGAACAAACCACCUGCUUUCCCUGAGCUACUUUUGCAAUUGAGAAGUGAAGAAAACAAGUACUUCACAAAAGAAAGUCGCAUGAAGCAGCACUUAGGAGUACAGAGACAGAAAGCUAGUUCUCAUGUCGUCACUGCUAAUCCUCUUGAUCUUAACCACAAUGAAGUUUCAGAACAUACAGAAGUGGCCGAAUUAAAGAAACAAAUCGCUAAACUUCAGAGCCAGCUUUCUAAGCAGAGGAGCGUAUCGACAAGACAAAGUGAAUUGCCGUCAAAUGAUGCUGUUCUUGAGCUAAAGCAACAAGUCACAGAACUCCAGAGUCAGAUGACCAAGCUCAGAAUACAUAAAAACUCAGAGCCAAAGAGCAAUUUAAGCAAAUCAAAGCAAGGAAACACACAAGUUCGCAAAGACCCUCCUACAGCUGACCAUAAGCAACCUCACAGGCCUAAACCAGGCUAUUGCUUUCGAUGUGGCGAGGAUGGACAUGUUGUUUCAAUUUGUGAGAAUGAUCCAAACCCAUCCCUUGUUAAUGAUAAGAGAAGGCAGUUAAAAGAACGUCAAGUCCAAUGGGAUAGUCAGUAUGGUCCAAGUGCCUCAGAAACUUUAAACACCACCCAGCUUUUGUAG
Molecule: messenger RNA, 1263 nt
Organism: Paramisgurnus dabryanus
Lineage: Eukaryota; Metazoa; Chordata; Actinopteri; Cypriniformes; Cobitidae
Source: RefSeq, a predicted model, not a curated record